GGCGAUUUUUAAUAUAAUUAUUGCUUGGCAACGGCGCUGAGUUGAUUUCUAUACAGUAUAAUAAUGCUACCUUUCCCAUCAAGAAAACUCCACCAUCGCCGUUGCAAUAGCUAUCACGAAACAGGUUGAUAGAAGCUAGUGGGCGAUCGAUCACAGCCUGGUUGCCAGCGGCACGUUAGCUGUGUCCAGGGCCUGAAGCAGCCCCUGUGCUGCCGCUAGCGCGCCACCCCUCUGGUUUCGUUGCGGCUCGUUCUACGCCCUCGCGGGGCGCGCCAAAUCGUCCUGCGGUGACUCGGCGUUGCAAUGAGUUUGCCUCGGCCCGGCUUGAUGAGCCUUCUCUUUCUUUGCCGUGCGAUAUCGGCCGGCGCUCUCCUCACACCUUGUAGUUUUUCCACGGCAGCGCGGCGCCUGCUCCUCCUCGGUGGUCCUUCUGUCACGGCCGCAGUUCCGCAGUCGCCUGCCUGCUUACCCAGCGUUUGGCAGGAGGCUGCUCGCCACUGGCCCUUCUCGUCGCCUCACCACUGCGUGGCCUACACAAAGGGGGAGUUAGCUGACCUCAUUUUCGAGCGGCCGAAGCUGUAAACUGGUGCGGCGCUCUCGCAGGCCCUGCUUUUCGGUGCCUCUCGCGUCGCCUUGCCCCCUUUGCCCUUCCUUUCAGCGGGGCUUCCGGCUAGUCGCCUCUGUGACUUCAAACACCUGUUCAAAAUCCACUUUUGGCGCUAAAAUCGAUGUGGCCACCACCCGGUGGUAAAAAUUAGUAUUUUGGUCAAUAGGCCAACAAGGCCUUUUUCAACGCUGUUCAAUAGCGCGGGCAUGCGCGCAUCUGGCCUUUAGUAGCCUCGUAGAGCGAGGCGCGCGCUAUUUAGAUUCGAAGAGAGUGCGAUAAUACGAGCUAUACGCGCUGAGAUAUUGAUGAAUCUAUAAAAUACUAUCUUUUUUGAACUGUUUAGGCCUUGGCAUAGGCUUGGCAUUUAUGAA
Lasiosphaeria miniovina is the source of this 978-nucleotide messenger RNA. RefSeq lists its product as uncharacterized. The record is from RefSeq and is a predicted model, not a curated record. The transcript has a single exon. NCBI's taxonomy places the organism in Eukaryota, Fungi, Ascomycota, Sordariomycetes, Sordariales, Lasiosphaeriaceae. The coding region runs from base 304 to 582 and encodes 92 amino acids.